AAUGGCCGAGUCUAUAGUAACGUUUCAGUCGCAACUUUCCGGUGUAAUGGAAACGGUCUUCAAGGCUGCCAUGUAUGAGAUCACCCGGCUGGUGGAGGAUAGUUUUUUAGAGGAAGUAACAAGGUGCAGGGAGCAGGUCGAGUCCCUGAAGAGGCGGCUGAAGUGGUCGGAGAAUCGACGCAAGGAAAGAGAGGGAGACAGGAGGGGGAGGUGCAUUGACUGCGGGAGAGUCGGGGUCUCCAGUGAGGAAAAAUCCAGAGCUACAGAGAAAAGUCUGAAGCAAGAGAGAGUGCAGCAAGAAGAGAUAAACAGCUCCCAGGGCACUGAUGAAGAGACACCUGAUCAUGAAGUGGAAGAGGCAAAACCAGAGGCCCACAGUGCCAUGAGAGCAACACAGUCUCCAGGUGUACAAGGUGAAAAGUUCAAUAGACUGCUCAAGGACGAAGGCCUUCGCAUCACACCAGAAACCAAUGAGUCUCAAGAGAGAUGGGGAGUCAGGUUGGAUGAAACAGACACAUCAGGUCUGCCAGGGCCCAGUAAACGUUUCAGUGACCAGAAGAUUCCAAAGUGCCAAGUGAAUUGGGAAGCUGGCUUUGACCAGAGGCCAGAACCAGGCCAACACUCAGGUGAUCCAUCUGAACCACUUUUCCAGAGCAGGUAUGGCAUGGAAGACUUGGGUGACUUUGAUAAGACUGGCUACGGCGAUGCCAGUAUGAUAGAAAUGGGUAAUUUAGAUGGGUUACAAGGGUCACCAUCUCACCUGGGCGAAGAUCUGAGUUACAUGGGGCACUAUGAGGGGGAUGUGGAAGCACCUGAAGGAGCUGAGCAUCAUGCAUACCAAACAGGUACCUCACGGAAUAGAACGGGUCCAGUUGGUUCACCUGCAGGCUCACCCUCAAGGACUAACAUUGACGUAAGUGGAGAGUUUAGCUGUUUAUUGAUUAAUGAAGAAGGGUAUCUACAGGACCCGAGUAUCUUGUACCCUGAACAUGUGUCUGGUGACUCAGGCAGUAGAUUGGGCUUCCGGGGCCAAGGCAUUCGAAUUGAUCCAACUUUAGACAACACAGAGAAUAUGUAUGGGACCUCAAAUGCAUACAGUGAUACCUUAAACCUGGGAGAGAGGUUGCAGCACCAGGCAGCAGGGAGAGGAGGGAGGAGACACAUUUGUAAUCAAUGCGCCAUGUCAUUCCCUGAUUCUGCCUCUCUCAAGGCUCACAAGCACACACAUAAAGGCAACGGACAAGGGCCACCAUACUCCUGCACCCAAUGUGGAAAGACUUUUACUCAAGCCUGUAACCUCAAAGUCCACCAGAGGAUUCAUUCUGGACAGGGGCUCCACCUCUGCAGCCAUUGUGGAAAAGGUUUCCCUUCUUUCUCUGAUCUAAAGACACAUAAAUGUGGCCAAACAGGUGACAAACCUUACUGCUGCACUGUAUGUGGGAAUAAGUUCAGCCGUCUCUGGAAUCUGAAGUUGCACCGGAGAAUUCACACACAGGAAAAACCUCAUCGGUGCACCAUGUGUGAUAAGAGCUUCACACGGGCGGACAUAUUGAAAGUUCACCAGCGUACCCACACAGGGGAAAGACCAUACUGCUGUGCUGUUUGUGGCCUCAGCUUUAAACGCCUGGAUCACCUGAAAUCACAUCAGCGCAAACACAUGACAGACCUAUAAAAUGAGGAGAGUUUGGGAAAAGAGUAUCAUAUAUUUUAAGAUUUUUUGUGGUAUUGGGACAUUUAAAAAUUUGUGUUUUUUUUUUUUUUUGUAAGUCAUGGUUAUUUUUCAACAUUGUAGCAGCCCAAAGUCAUGUUUUACAGUGAAAUUUGUAUUUUUUCUUCUCUUUAAGUCCACGAUCACUGGUUUUCAUUCAAAAACUUUUUGUUGGUAUGGAAAAUGUAAGGCAAAAUAAUAUCAAAUAUCCAUUUAUUGCUGUAAAAGACUCACUCUAAGUAAACUUGGCUAUAAAUGCUGAGAAACAUUGUGCUUGUGAUUACAUCACAAAUUCAAAAUGAAGCUAAAAAUGCAUUAUUGCUGUUUUUUCCUACCAUGUCUGUAAAUGUUUUCUGUAAAUAAAACAAAUGAGGCCACA
Molecule: messenger RNA, 2087 nt
Organism: Lates calcarifer (barramundi perch)
Lineage: Eukaryota; Metazoa; Chordata; Actinopteri; Centropomidae
Exons: 4
Coding region: 2-1672 (556 amino acids)
Biological process (GO): regulation of transcription by RNA polymerase II
Molecular function (GO): RNA polymerase II cis-regulatory region sequence-specific DNA binding; DNA-binding transcription factor activity
Source: RefSeq, a predicted model, not a curated record